This is a messenger RNA of Triticum dicoccoides, 1006 nucleotides long. Its product is annotated as phytosulfokine receptor 2-like. Gene Ontology annotation, molecular function: protein binding. The record is from RefSeq and is a predicted model, not a curated record. Lineage: Eukaryota; Viridiplantae; Streptophyta; Magnoliopsida; Poales; Poaceae. The transcript has a single exon. The coding region runs from base 77 to 901 and encodes 274 amino acids.
UCAAUUGCACACCAAACAAGGUUUCUUACCGAGAGUUGUUGCGUUUGUGCAUACAUAGCAUACUUCAGCUAGAUCCAUGGCGAAAUGCUGGCUGCUGCUCCACUUGUUGGCGUUUCUCUUGCCAGCGGCGAGCGCUACGUCAUGCCACACCGACGACCUCCACGCGCUGCAGGGCUUCGCCGGGAACCUGGGUGGUGGUGGCGUGCUCCUACGUGCCGUCUGGUCCGGCGCCUCGUGCUGUGGCUGGGAAGGUGUGAGCUGCGACGGCACAAGUGGACGCGUCACGGCGCUUCGGCUCCCUGGGCACGGGCUUGCGGGGCCUAUCUCUGGAGCAUCCUUGGCGGGCCUCACGCAGCUGGUGGAGCUCAACCUUGCCAACAACAAACUGAUCGGAACCAUCUCAUCAUGGAUUGGUGAGCUUGAUCACCUUCGCUACUUGGAUCUCUCUAAUAAUUUAUUGGUUGACGAGGUACCCAAGAGAUUGAUACAGCUCAAGGGCCUUGCCUCCACUGGUUGUUCACUGGGUAACAGAAGAACACUCCAACAACAACAACCAAAUAUCAUAUCCGGGACAAACAACAAAGUCCGAUCUGGUAGAACCAAUGUUGUAUCCGGAAACGACAACACUGUCAUAUCCGGGAACAACAACACGGUGGCUGGGAGCAACAAUACCAUCACAACCGGGAGCGACAAUACCGUAACCGGUAGCAACCAUGUCGUAUCUGGGAGCAAACAUAUCGUAACUGACAACAACAAUGUUGUUUCCGGGAUUGACAAUAAUGUAUCCGGGAGCUUCCACACCGUAUCCGGGAGUCACAAUACCGUAUCCGGGAGCAACAAUACCGUAUCUGGGAGCAACCAUGUCGUGUCUGGGAGCAAUAAAGUCGUCACAGGAGGUUAAUAGUUUGUCUGUCGAUGUAGCUCACAACCACUUGUUGGGGCCAAUCAUGUUUUGUAACCUCAUGGAUGUACCAUCCUUUUUCUACUUUAAAUAAAAUUUCCAGAA